GUAGUCGUAUUUAGAUAAAGUUUUAAUCGUUUAUUUCAGAUACGAUAAGAAACGAUAGAAUUUUAUAACUUUUCUAUCUGGCAGGAAAUCUAGUGUCCAAUAGAAACGAUAGAUUCAGAUAAAAUCAUAUUAAAUUUCUAUCAAAUUUCUAUAUGUUUCUAUCAGUUUAUAUCGUACUUUUUGAACAGGGAGAUGGAACAGAUGGAAGAUAAUUUAUUUGAUAACGUAAUAGAUUUAUUGGAAAAUUGCAGUACUAGCAGUGAUGAUAAUAAUACUGAUAGCAGCAGUACUAGUUCAUCAGAUGAUAGCAGCAGUACUAGUUCAUCAGAUGAUAGCGACUAUAAUCCACUUUUGGAAAACGACAUUUAUGAAGAAGAUUUAUUGUUUCCUCUUCUUCAUUUUUUAAAUAAUGGUCGUAGACGACAACGCGUUGAAGAUUUUCUUCAAGUAGUACAUGCAAAAAGUAAUGAAGAAUUUAGGGAGGAUUUUAGAUUAACUCGUCCAAUUGUGUAUCUAUUAUUAGAAUCUUUAGAAACAAGUGGAUUUAUACCAUUACAUGAUUAUGGAAAAAAAAAAUCUGCAGAGUUAUGUUUAUUGAUGACUCUUUGGUUCCUCAAUAAUAAAGAACCACAUCGAACAUUAGCCAAUCUUUUUAACAUAUCAUUAUCAUCUGUAUUUCGCAUUAUACGUCGAAUUAUUAAUUGGCUAGUUACUUUAGUGCCUGAAGUUGUUACAUGGCCCGAAGGAAAUAAUAUAACUAAAGUAUCUGGCAAAUUUCAAGAAAUAGCUGGUAUUCGUAACUGUAUUGGGGCCAUAGAUGGCUCACAUAUCUAUAUUAAUAAGCCUGAAGAAAAUGGUAGACAAUAUUUUAAUAGAAAGCAAUGUUACUCUAUUCUUUUACAAACUGUUACCGAUAGUAACAUGAAAUUUAUUAAUAUAUAUUGCGGUGAUCCAGGAUCUUUUCACGAUGUUCGUAUGUUGAGAAGAUCAGAACUAUUUCCCGUUGCUGAACUGGAAAGAGAACACAUUUUUCCAAAUAAUACUUUUUUAUUAGGAGAUAAAGGUUACAAUGGGGUAGCAAGAAAUGGAUUGUCUCUCCUUUUAAAGACAAUGGUAAUCUUACGAUAG
Molecule: messenger RNA, 1128 nt
Organism: Monomorium pharaonis (pharaoh ant)
Lineage: Eukaryota; Metazoa; Arthropoda; Insecta; Hymenoptera; Formicidae
Product: protein ANTAGONIST OF LIKE HETEROCHROMATIN PROTEIN 1-like
Exons: 2
Coding region: 193-1128 (311 amino acids)
Source: RefSeq, a predicted model, not a curated record